Molecule: messenger RNA, 2437 nt
Organism: Limulus polyphemus (Atlantic horseshoe crab)
Lineage: Eukaryota; Metazoa; Arthropoda; Merostomata; Xiphosura; Limulidae
Exons: 8
Coding region: 104-1330 (408 amino acids)
Source: RefSeq, a predicted model, not a curated record
UUGAGUUCUGUAUAUUAAUUUCAACCACGAUCUUCGUGUAGGAGUUGAUGUAAUCAUCGGUGAUGAAGAAGCAUAUCUGUCAGUAGAAGGACUUUCAAUUCGUAUGAGACCCCCUAAGUUAGCAGAUUUUUGUCAUCAGAGAAAAGAGCAGAGUGGAUCGACAGAACCAGAAUUAGAUGAAACAAAACUUCAAAUGGACAAGUGUUUUAUUCUCCCAAGCAUGAAAAGAGGGCAGUUAGUUUCCAUAUCCAAAGAUGUUCCCCAUUACAGUCCUUUUCAGGGAUACAGGGAUAUCAAAAAGUAUUGGAAAAACAUGUAUGGCUACAGACUUCCCGAAGAACAAAAUGGAUUAUUCUAUGUGAAUGUCGAGUUCUGGGGACUAUUGCAGGGAAGAUUUACUUAUCCCAGUCUGUGUAUUCGUCUGCAUGAUAUGCUCCACAUUCCAAGAGUGGAUCCUCAGCCUAUUAUUUCUAUGUUUCUAAAUGAUCUUCAGUGUAAGGUUCGGCAGAUCUGCGGAGAACCAUUCAUUCUUACAAAUACGACCGCAGUGUUUCCACAAUUAGCAUUACAGCCAUCGUCCAAUAUAAUGGAGACUGGUAACAAGCCGUCACUUGUCUCUUAUCAAACACCAGGACUUCCGGUGCCUCUUCGCAGGACUCAUCCGAUCCAUUUAAAAGAGAUUACAAAAUCAAGUGCACUUUUGCAAUCUAAUGAAUUUUUUGAUGAAGUCAAUGGUAAGCCAGUGUCAAAUCAGCUUAUCAAACCAAUAUUUAAACCACGUAGGUCUGUAGUUAAAAAACUUCAUAACUUUUCCCCAACUCGUACUUCAACUGGUAAUCCCACAAAGGCUUUCAAACCACGGAACAAUAUUUCAUGUAACGAUGACAACAGAAACUCGACCGAGACGAAAAUGGAUACAUUAAACAAAACUUCUAUUGUGUAUCCUAAUUUUUGUGUCUCUUCAGCUCGAUGUGUCUCACAGAAAAUCACUCCAAAACCUCAAGUGACUAUUCCGACCAGUCAGUCAAAAAUGGAUUCUAUUAUUGAGCGUGACAUGAAGAAAAUUUUCAACAAAAAGUCGAGUUCACCAAGUCUGUCAAAAGUGGUGAGAAAUACUAAAGAACCAAAGCCAAAAACCCCCAGAAAACAAAGCAGUGAGAACAUAGAUGUAAUUUUAAUGGCUAAGGAGAAAAAGCUCAACAAAUUAAGUGCUCCAGUACUAGUAUCUUGGCUAAAGGAAAAAGGUGUUCUUUGCAAGUCCAAGGACAAAAAGCUUGACGUUAUUCAACGAGUUGAAAGAUACCUUCACCUCACAGCCCCAGAGCAAUAGCUGCCUGGAAAAGCAUCUUUUAUAGGUAAGUUUCUAGAAUAAUAAUAUUGAGUAUGUUAUCUUCUUCUGGGAAAAAAUUUUGUCAUUGUUCAGCAUCAGGAUGUUAAUGACGUAUACAAGCAUGUUUUUUGAAAUAGAAUUUCUGAAUCUUUUAUUUUUCAUAGUAUUAGAGUUUUGAUGGUGUGUAUUUUCUUGUUUAUUGUACGUAUUCUUCUUUCCUUGUGUGGUAUACAGAUGUACUAUGUUUUCCUAUCACCUAUAGUAACAUAAUAUUGUUUUCAUAUUAGUAACUGUUAUUGUACCGUCAUGAUGGCAACACAUGGUCCAGUGUGUUUAAUAUUACCUUAUUCUAGUCACCUUAACCCUUUUGUUGAUUACGUCUUUUGCUCCCAAAGAUAUUUUAUUCUGUAUUUUGAAACUGGGUUAUACUAGUUAUAACUGCAAUAUUGUUUGUUGGCCGAACUUGGACAUACGUACAUCAGCUGAAUCUGAUGGCUAACUAAUGCUGUUAGGGAACAAAGGUCAUGAGGUGAUGCUGGACAAAAAAAAUGUUAGGUGAUGUCCAAAACCCAAGUUUACUUAUUUACAGUAGAGAUCUAACUAAUGCUGCCCUUCUUUAUUGUGGGAAUAAUGAAGACGAAGAAACUGACUAGUCAGAAAUAAGUACUGUCUCUCAUCAGUGGGCUGAGGCUGCUUCCUUUGUUUAUUGUCGUUUGAAUAAAAAUUUUGUUCAUUCAUUUAAAGUUUGUCCAGUCUGUUUAUUCACACACCAAAGAAAUAAAAAUUUAGUCAAACUGCUACAUUGUAAUUUUUCUUGGAGGAUUCUGCCAUUAUUAUGGAAAAUUCUGUCUGAAGAGUUAUCAGGAAAUCAGUUUUAAACACUUGUUCAUAGAGUUAGAAUUUUGAUAAAGUAUACAGGCAAGUUUCAUGUUGAUUAUACAAGUUGUACUUGCAUUGAUCAUAACAUCAGAGUUUUGUUUUGUUGUUGUGCAUAUCUUGUUUUUUUCAAUGUUUAUAGUACUAGAAUUUUGAUUACGUAUAAAAACCAAGUUUCUUAUUGACUAAACAAGUUCCCCUUCUUUCAUUGUUCCUAGCAUUAUAAUUUUG